ACAUGAUCACUUACAAGAAGAACAAGUAGAGGAGAUAGAAAUCAGAGAGAGAGAGAGAGAGAGAGAGAGAGAGAAAGAGAGAGUUUCAAAGAUGAGAAAGAGUAAUAACUUGGUUGGAUUCGUAAACUUCCUAACAUUACUAUUAUCGAUUCCGAUAUUGGGUGGAGGAAUAUGGCUAAGCAGCAGAUCAACUCAAACAGAUUGCAUGAAGUUCCUUCAAUGGCCACUCAUCAUUAUAGGAGCGACUAUCAUGGUAGUCUCUCUCAUGGGUUUCGCUGGAUCUUGCUAUCGGAUUACAUGGCUUCUUCGGUUAUACCUAUUCGUGAUGUUCUUCGUCAUCGCUGCACUUUUCGCCCUCAUCAUUUUCUCUUAUUCUGUAACUGCCAAAGGAUCGGGUCAUCAAGUACUUAAUCGGGUCUAUCUUGAUUACUCACUAUCCGAUUACUCGGGUUGGCUCAAGGAUCGAGUAUCAGAUGAGAAGUAUUGGAUGAAGAUCAGUUCUUGUAUUAGGGAUGCUAAGGUGUGCCAGAAGCUUGGAGCUGGUGUUGGUGGGUUCUCUGAGGCAGCUGAUACGUUCUAUCGCCGUCAUCUCUCUUCCAUUCAGUCGGGUUGCUGCAAGCCACCAACAGCAUGUGGGUUCACUUAUGUGAGGGAGACGGUGUGGGACCCGUCCGGAGCACAGGGGAUGGUCACCGACGCCGACUGUACCCGUUGGAACAAUGACCAGAGUCAGCUGUGCUAUAGCUGUGAUUCAUGCAAGGCAGGUGUAUUGGCAAGACUCAAGAAGAGCUGGAGGCAGGUGGCAGUGCUGAAUAUCGUAGUACUAGUCCUUUUGGUGAUAGUCUAUGUCAUUGGUUGCGCUGCCUUCCGAAACAACAGAAGGAUCGACAACGACGAACCUUAUGGUACGAAUAGGAUGACUAAGUCACAGCCUGCUAUGGUCCACUUCUAAUAACACUCCUACUUAGACAUGAUAACAAGCGUGUAGUCUAGGGUUUAGGAUUUGGGGUUUGGAUUUCUACUUGUUUGGUAGAGACAAGGGAAAGGGUGGUUUUUGUUUUUAAUUUUCUUUUGUACACUUAGGAUUUGAUAACCUUCUUCAACAACAUGAGCUUGGUGAUGAAGGUACUCUAUAGAUUUGGAGGCCAUCUCUUGGGUGGCCCAGUACCAAAGAAUAGGAUUUGAUCGGAUGAUCCUUGCGGGUUGAAACUCACGUAUCAUUACCAUUGAUUUGGAUAGUCAUCACAGUACGGUUUUCACGAAAUUGUAUUGACCAUCUAAUUAAUGGGCAUUGUAGGUGUGAAUUUGCUUGGUUCAUGUCAUUGAGUCAAUCUAGGCUUUUGUACUGGUGGCCAUCAUGAUGGAUGAUCCAGAUCAACGGGUGCUUCAUCCCCCACGUCAUGUCGGAGUGGUCAUCAAAUCAUCUUUUCGCUUUGUUUUUAAGAUAAUCAUGUUGUAUAAUCUAUUACAUAAGAAAUGCUUGCUUAUUUGAAGGAAUUAUAUCAUGUAUUAUGUAUAGAAAGGCUUUGUUUAUUUCUUCA
Molecule: messenger RNA, 1541 nt
Organism: Magnolia sinica
Lineage: Eukaryota; Viridiplantae; Streptophyta; Magnoliopsida; Magnoliales; Magnoliaceae
Product: tetraspanin-3-like
Exons: 2
Coding region: 92-952 (286 amino acids)
Biological process (GO): auxin-activated signaling pathway
Cellular component (GO): plasma membrane; plasmodesma
Source: RefSeq, a predicted model, not a curated record